Papaver somniferum (opium poppy) is the source of this 849-nucleotide messenger RNA. RefSeq names its product putative pentatricopeptide repeat-containing protein At1g12700, mitochondrial. The record is from RefSeq and is a predicted model, not a curated record. Lineage: Eukaryota; Viridiplantae; Streptophyta; Magnoliopsida; Ranunculales; Papaveraceae. The coding region runs from base 1 to 849 and encodes 282 amino acids. Gene Ontology annotation, molecular function: protein binding. The transcript has 3 exons.
AUGGCACAAGUAUUCCAUCUGAAACAAGAAACCGAUGUAGAUUUUUCAGAAGCAAAGCUUGAAGCUGCUGUCGACAAGAUGUGUGCUGGCGAAAAAACAAAGGAGCACUGUAAUGUUGAAAGCCAACAAUCCGAGGAGCAAAACAACAUGAAAGUAGAUCAUGGGUUUUGCUUGCUUGGAGAGAUCAUAAAGAGAGGUCAUCAGCCUGAUGUUAUCACAUUAACUACACUGAUUAGAUGGUUGUGUCUUCAAGGAAAGGUUGAUUUCGCAUUCAAGGUGUUUGCUCAAAUGACUGAGACAGGGAUUCAACCUAAUGUGUUUACCUGUAAUACUCUUGUACAUGGGCUUUCUUCAACUAGUGAACUGGGUCUUGCUCUUCAGCUAAAAAGCAAAAUGCCAAAAUGGAAUUGCAGACCAGAUGUUUUUUCGUAUUGUGCAAUAAUUGAUGCACUUUGUAAAGGAGGUUUAAUUGAUGACGCUUUGGUUCUCUUCUCUAAAAUGCAUAGAGAUUUGGAAGUUAUUCCCAAUGUAGUUGUUUACAGUUCUUUGAUUGGCGGACUUUGUAAUUCAGGAUGGUUAAAUGAGGCAAAGAGACUCUUUGACGAGAUGAUCAGUAGAGGAAUCUCUGCAGACGUAACAGCAUAUACUUGUAUACAUGGUCAACAAAAAGAAGCAAGAAGAUAUUUUGAUGAAAUGAUUGACCAAGGGAUUUUACCCGAUACAAUAACCUUUAUAGUGCGUUUGGUUCAAGUUUUUGGAAGCCCGGGAAUACAAUUACAAGGUAAUCCAAUUCCUGGAAUUGGAUUCCUAAGAAUGAGAUUCCUGAUUCAAAUAUUAUUGUUUGGUUGA